AUGGACAAGUUUAUUAGAGAAUUGACACAUGAUGAUGAACUAUUUGAAAAGCAAUGGCCUGCUACAUUUGAUCAAUUACGAAAACUAUACAACGAAUACGACGAGAAAAAUAUCGAUAUGUCUAAUGUCAAAGUGAAAAUUUUGGAUGCUCUCAUUGAUUAUGCGUUUGCAGAAUCGAGUAAUCACCGUGAACCGAUUUCUGUCAAAUUUACGUUCAUCGACAACGUUGCUAAAACCUUAACUGAUGAUCCACUACCACCACUCGAUGAAAUGGUUCGUAUUUUGCGACGUAUUCUCGAUACAAACAAUCUAUUCAAUAAGUGGUAUCUAGCCUGCAUUGCAGUACUUCACUAUAAACUUAAAAUAUUUGAACGUUUAUCAUCGACAAAAUCAAGCGAUUUAAUCGAAUCGAUUUUUCAAAGUUUAGAAAAGCAGUCAUUUUCAAAUGAACAAACAGAUAGUGCAACACAAGAGAAGUGGCGAAAUUUUCUAUCACGAGAAAUGUUUUCAGCAUUGUUGACGGAUACCAAUGAAUUAAAUAUUGAAGAAACCAUGCUUGUAAUGCGACCUGCUUAUCAACAACUUUUUCGGCAAGUCAAAUAG
Molecule: messenger RNA, 603 nt
Organism: Rotaria socialis
Lineage: Eukaryota; Metazoa; Rotifera; Eurotatoria; Philodinida; Philodinidae
Source: the annotation of a GenBank genome assembly